UCACAGCAGUUGAAAAGAAAACUUGACUAUAAGGUGGAUUUGCUGAUAAUUUGUGAAUUAUGAUUAGGACUGCUGGAGAAAUAAGAGUUUGAGAUUAGGUUGACCAGCUACAGUGGCUUGAAGUGAGGACAUUAGUAACCGAGAGACCUUUUUACAUAGCUUGUUUCGCUUUCAGAGACUGAUGGGGGACGGAGGGAGGAAGAGGAGAAAGAGCUGUUUGUCUGCCAGCUGAAAGUCUCAACUGCUACAGCAUAUAUUUAUUUCUAAAGGUUAGAGAAUCCUACUCUUUUCCUCCUCCCAUCCUUACAGAAACGAUUUCACCAGGGGCUAGUAACUGUCUUUCGCAGCCUUGCAAACAAAGUUUUAUAAAUAAACCACUGUCUGGGACACAGUGAGUUGUUGUCACCUGUGGGGUGGUAACAGAUGCUGUGCAGGUGCUUGCUGUGCCCUGGCAGCCCUGGGGACAGAACCUUUCACUCAGGCCAGGGGAAACUGUCCAGGUCUUAAAUGGACCCUGGCCUUUGUGGUCUGGGAGCUCGUGCCUUGGAGCUUAUCCAGACAGUCCAGUUCCAGGAUAUAUGUUCCUUUUUGAAGGAAGAUGACCUAGAAGCCAACGCUCCUGACAGCAGGGGGACAGGUUGCUGCUGCAGUGGGAGGAGGAAUUCCCAGAUGCCUGGAUGUAGGAGCGCUCUGGAGAUGGGCAGUGUGGUUUCCCGUGGCGCUGCGGGACUGCUUCUGGCACUGCUGCUUCCGUGCUCCUUGGCUUGCAUUUUCCCUGCGCCAUUCCCAGUUCCUUCAUCCUUUUGUCCCACGCUUGAUGCUAGCGAUGGUUCGGGGUGUUACCACUAGUACCCAGAGGGGCUGGAAAUGUCGAUGGUGUUUUCUCAGCGCUGGUAGUACCCUGUGCUUCAUGUCAGCGCUUUGCAGUUGUGUCACGGGGGUGGCAGGUGUGUUUCCAUCCUGCGUAGCCAUAAAGCACAGUCACCUCGAAUGGAAAGUCUUGCUAGCAAGCCAGACGAUGCUGAGAGCUUUUGUGUUGCUGAGGAGGAGGCAGGCAGAACUCCUUUGCUAAUGGCCACAGAGGCGUGUUGCUUCACCCCAAGACGUCGCAUGCUUACUCAGCAGGAAGGCGGCUGCUUUGAUCAAGAUGUAGAGUUGCAGUGAGAGACUUGUGGUCUUCUCAGCCCAUGUUGCUGCAAGUGGGGAUGGCCACAUUUCCCUUUCUGCUCUUAAGAGUAGCCGGUUGUAGGACUUGUGGAGCGAAGGAGAGCCUCUUGAAUGUUUUCCAAGCUCUCAGAGUUCUCAUGCCUCAGUGCAGUGAGCUUCCCAAGAGGACUGGAGGCUCGGAGUUUUCUCCAAAUAAAAAAAAACAAAACUGUAAUGCCAUCAAAAUAACUGGCUGAGCAUUGUAGCAUUUCCAGCAAAGAGAUGGGGAACCAGGCAGACUUUUCAUUCUGAUGAGUCACUGACUGUCCUGGUUUGUCUCUUCUGAGAGUUGUUUGGGCAGCUGCUGAUGCAGGAACAUGAUUCUGAGCGAUGGUCCCUGGGGAGCAGGACAGGGCUGCAUGCUGCUUCACCUCUCAGCUGGCGGAUGGUUUGGCUGCUUAGCUGCCCAUCACUAAAGCCUUGCUCACAGCUGUGGUUCUUGCCGGCUUGGUCCUGCCUCAGUCAGGAGAGCUGGGGAGCUGAUAGGGAGGAGGAGUGUUGGUGCAGAGAAACAAAAUACCAAAUGCUUUCUGAAGUCCUAAAAGCAAGAAUUGGAAAUCAGAAGGUCUGAUCCCUUACAGUCCUGGAUCUUUUUGUGACCAUGUAGGCUGUAAAGCUGAAGGUUUUGUCUCUGUCCCAGAGGAAGAGUGUGGUCCCUCUCUAGCACCCAAGAGCUGUCUGUACCCAUAUCCAUUCCCUUGCGUGUUUUUACGAUGCCCGCGUCUGCCUGAGAGAGGAGAUCUUGGAAGCCAGGCGGUUUCUGUUUUGGGGAUGUUGAGGAUGAAGGGAAUACAAAUAUGUGACUUAUUUUUGAUGGAAAAUACAGGUGAACUGGGAAUAACAAUGUGGACUCACAUUAAUGGACUGAAGAGUCUUGUCAGGAAAAGCUUUUAUCUUCCAUUACUCACUUUCUGUGCCUGUGACUCUGUAUAAAAUAAGAUUGCCGAUGGGGUGGGGACUCUGCAAAUAGAGAAAGGAGCCUGGUAGACUCCCAGCUCGCUCCGUGGGCUCGUUAUUAAUACUUAAUAUGACUUGGAUGCACACAGGAAUCUUACCUGUUGGAGUGAAGGGUCAUGGGCACUUUUUUUUCUUGUUAGCAUAUUUUUCACAGUUGAGUCAUGCCUUUAUUAAUUGAAAACUAUAAAAAAGCUUUUUCCCGUGUCUGUCUGUCUCAAAAAGGAGGGCUGUUGAUUGGUUCAAAGCCAAAAAAAGCAGACUUAGUCAAACUGAUCUGUAAUCUCACUGCUUUGUUUAACUUUAUCGGGGGAGCUUCAGUUUUGCGUGGCUAGUUUUAUAAAACAAAAGCAAACAACAACAAAAAAGGAAGGGUUCUUAGGCAGAUUUUGCUCUAACAGACACCUGCCUAAUUUGAUCAGACUCCAGUGACAUAAAGUUUUAUUUAAAGCUUUUGGCUUGAGGAACUGCCCGGUCUAUACAUUCAUGGAUCGCUGUGAAAGGGCUUAUUCAAGUGCGUUUAAAAUAUGGUGCGCUGACAUUAAGGAGGGCUGCUUUCCACAGGCAUUCUUUUGUACUGGUAGAAACCUGCAUUUUACUGGUUUGCAAAACCAGAGGGUGGAAAUGCAAUUACUCAGUGUCCAAGUGUCUAUAUUAGCGAGCAUGCGAAGCAUACUAAUGGGAUAAUACUAAUGAAAGCUGUUAAAUUAUUUACAUGAAUUACUGACUGUGGCAUAAAGUACCUUCCACUGUUAAUACUGCUAAUUAGACCACCAACAUAUUGCAUCCGUUAUCACAAACAUCCUGUAGGUUGAAUCAGAACAAUUGUUUUAGCUUCCACAGUCCCUGUAAUAGUUUAAUUUGGCUUAAAAUAGCUUUCAAAGUUGCUCCUUUUAGAGGUUUUUCUCAUAUUUUUUUUCACCUUAGCUGCUUAUGUGAAGUGUCUGGAUGCCCUAAGUGAAUUCUGCAUUGUCUGUUGCUGCCCCUGCUCAUCUUGUGCAUUCAGGAGAAUUUUCUUCUGUUUAAUUCUUGAAAUAUAAAUAUUCCCAAAUAAAACUCUAGAACAUCCCAGAGAAAGUUCUCUGAAAGCUUUAGAGCCUUGACUAGAAAGGUAAGGAAGGCUUCAGUUUUCUGUUGUGGUGGUGUUAGAAUUAUAAUGAGAAUUUUGAAGUCUGCCAAAGCACAUUAUUUGCCUCCAAGCCCAAAUUGCCCAGUGUUUGCUCUCUCCUUUCAUGCAAUUUCACAACUCUUUUUUUUUUUUUUUUUUUUUUUCCCCCUUCCCUUCCCUUUUUUUACUCUCCAGGAUCUCUGCUUUACUUUUUUUUUCUUUUUUGUGCUAGUGACCUUCAUGUGGGUAUGUAGAGAGCAUUUCCCUUUUGAAGCAUCCUGAUUUUUGUUGAAAUUUUGAGAGUUGGUUAUUGGAAUAUAGAUGAAGGAUGGGAAAUUUUAAUACAAAGGAUGAUUCUUUGAGGGUUUUUUUAGAAUAGUUCUGCAUGCUGUGUUCAUGGUGACAGUGAUGUGACUCAUGAACAAACUUCCUGGCAUUUCUACCAGCUGUGAUUUCUCAGGAUUUUAAAGGAGGUGAUAACUGAAUUGUAAAUAGACAAUAGGUUCCAUCUGUAAAUUUCAAAGCUAGAUCCAGAGUUUCCCAGAAGGUGGAGGUGUUUUUUGGACCCUGGGUUGGUUUUGGCUAUGGUAUUUUGCUGAAAAGGCAUCUGAUUAGUCUCCAGACAUGCAGAUACACCAGAGUCCUUGUAGCAAGAUGCCCUCUCACUGUCUUGGUUCUGUACAGCAUGUGCGCUUGGAAUGACUUCCAGAUUCACACUCCAACUCAACACCUUGCUCUUUUGUGUCUGCUAGCCAUCAGAAACGUACCUGACUGCCGAAUCCUUGCAGUGUUAUGUGGGAGACCAGUGAAAGAAAAGCAAAAUCAUAUGGGGAGUGAUAAAAGUCUGUGCCAGAGAAUCUACCUUUGUUACUGAUACUCUGAACCUGGGAAGGCUUCGGGAUCAUUUUCUGCAUCUUGGGGCACAGCCUGCUGGAGGCACUGGAAGUGGAUUGGUUCCUGGUCAUGCCCGGUGGAAGGAGGGGACCCAGCCGGCAGCAGCUAAGCCGUUCAGCUUUGCCUUCUCUCCAGACGCUGGUUGGUGGGAGCUGCGGAAACGGUACCGGUUUGAGAAACAGGAAUGGUAGUGCCAUCAGCCUCUCCGCGCCUCCGAUCACAGCGCUGAUUACUCCGGAGCCUGUACGUCACUGUCGGAUACCUGAACUGCCGUUGGAUGGGAGCCUUCUCUUUGAAUUCCUGUUCUUCAUCUACCUACUGGUAGCCCUCUUCAUUCAGUACAUCAACAUCUACAAGACUGUCUGGUGGUACCCAUACAAUCACCCUGCUUCCUGCACCUCACUGAAUUUUCACCUCAUUGACUACCACCUGGCGGCGUUCAUCACAGUGAUGCUGGCGCGGAGGCUGGUGUGGGCCCUCAUCUCUGAGGCCUCUCAGGUGGGUGCGACAUCAGUGAUUCACUACAUGGUGCGCCUGGUGCUGCUCACCCUCUGCGGAUGGGUGCUCUGCUGGACUUUGGUCAACCUCUUCCGCAGCCAUUCAGUGCUCAACCUCCUCUUCCUGGGCUACCCGUUUGGUGUCUACGUUCCUCUGUGCUGCUUCCACCAGGACAGCAGAGCACAGCCCCUGCCUGCAGACUGUGGUUACUUGGUACAGGACCAGAUGGUGGAUGAUGGGGCUUCAGCUGUCAGCAGCCUGGUCAAACCCAAAGAUUUCCUCUCGCUUCUGUGGGAAUCCCUGAGAGAACAGUUCAAUAAUCCUACGUCUAUCCCCACCCACAGCUGCCCCCUUUCCCCAGAUCUCAUCCGCAAUGAGGUGGAGUGCCUAAAAGCAGACUUUAACCGCAGGAUCAAGGAAGUUCUCUUCAACUCCCUCUUCAGUGCCUACUACGUGGCGUUCCUGCCACUGUGUUUUGUGAAGAGCACCCAGUACUACGACAUGCGCUGGUCGUGUGAGCACCUCAUCAUGGUGUGGAUCAAUGCCUUUGUCAUGCUCACCACUCAGCUGCUGCCUCCCAAGUACUGUGACCUGCUUCACAGAUCAGCUGCCCACCUUGGCAAGUGGCAGAAGCUAGAACAUGGUUCCUACAGCAAUGCUCCGCAGCAUAUCUGGUCAGAAAACACAAUAUGGCCACAAGGAGUUCUGGUGCGACGUAGCCGAUGCCUGUAUAAAGCAGUUGGGCCUUAUAACGUAGCAGUGCCUUCAGAUGUGUCCCACGCCCGCUUUUACUUCCUUUUUCACCGUCCAUUACGGCUGCUCAACCUCCUGAUUCUCAUCGAGGGCAGUGUGGUCUGCUACCAGCUCUACUCGCUGCUGCGCUCAGAGAAGUGGAACCAUACCCUCUCCAUGGCCCUUAUCCUUUUCUGCAAUUAUUAUGUCUUAUUUAAGCUCCUCCGGGACCGGAUAGUAUUAGGCAGGGCAUACUCCUACCCGCUUAACAACUACGGACUCAAGGCACACUAGGCCGGCCAAAUGUGUACCCCUUCUUUUUCCCUUCCCACAGGCCAGGGAGGGAACCUCAGAAAAAAAAAAAAUAUUUUCGUACAGUUCUAUUUUUUUCUUGCAGCGUUUAUAAAUAUUUAAAAUAUUUUAUAUUUUGUAUACUAUUGUUUUUGUGGGGCGGGAAGGGAACCAGUGGCAAUUAAAUGUCGCUUUAUAAACAAGGUGUUAUUUUAUAUAUAUAUAAAAAAAAUCAAUGUGUAUAUACCGUAUAUCUAUACCCAUACAUAUAUCUAUGUGAAGCAACAGGA
This is a messenger RNA of Falco peregrinus (peregrine falcon), 5973 nucleotides long. RefSeq names its product transmembrane protein 39A (gene TMEM39A). Gene Ontology annotation, biological process: negative regulation of autophagosome maturation; negative regulation of autophagosome assembly. Gene Ontology annotation, cellular component: endoplasmic reticulum membrane. The record is from RefSeq and is a predicted model, not a curated record. Bases 4232 to 5686 code for a protein of 484 amino acids. The transcript has 9 exons. NCBI's taxonomy places the organism in Eukaryota, Metazoa, Chordata, Aves, Falconiformes, Falconidae.